Messenger RNA from Linum tenue, 1921 nucleotides. The record is from the annotation of a GenBank genome assembly. NCBI's taxonomy places the organism in Eukaryota, Viridiplantae, Streptophyta, Magnoliopsida, Malpighiales, Linaceae.
CAUACUUCCUGGUUGAAAGCUGUUCCUAGAUAUUUCUUCGUCAUCCAUCCAUGGCUGCUUCUCCACUCUCCGCUACCCCGAACCCCGUCCCGCAGCCUCUCGACCGGAAAAUUCAACCAAACCCUAUUUCUGAGCGCAUACUGGCAGUUCCCAUUCCCAAACACAGAGGCCCAGGACCCGAUACAUAUUCGAAGCUGUCCCCUUCUCACUCUGCUACUCACUCUGCUCAUGGCGCAGAACUCCAGAGAAUCCAGCAGAGAGCAUUGGCGGACUGGGAGAAAGCGCAGAAAAUAGAGAAGAAGGAGAGAAAAGAAGAAAAGGGCAUCAAAACAGGGUCACGAAAGGCCAUAUCCGUGAUUCUGCGACGGGAAGCCACUAAAGCCAUCAUCGAGAAGAAGAGGGGAAAAACUAAUUCCAAGAAAUUGCUCCCCAGAACCGUCCUGGAAGCACUCCAUGAACGAAUCACCGCCCUCCGCUGGGACUCGGCUCUUAAGGUGCAGCUUUUGCCAGUCAAUUUUAGUAAUCAAUUAGGAAUCGGAGAAUAAUGUUAGCCUGUGAGUUGGUGGUGAGAGGUUUUGGUUUAACUGUACACUUCCAGGUUUUUGAGCUGCUCCGGGAGCAGCUAUGGUACAGGCCUUAUCCGGGUAUCUACGUGAAGCUGAUUGCAAUGUUGGGCAAGUGUAAACAGCCCGAGAAGGCUCGAGAGCUAUUUGAGGCGAUGAUUGAUGAGGGCUGUGCUUCAACUCGAGAAUCCUACACAGCUCUCGUGUCGGCGUAUGGCAGGAGUGGGCUGUUUGAAAAGGCUUUUUCGCUGCUUGAGGAAAUGAAGGGGACUGCGGAUUGCUACCCUGAUGUUCAGACCUACUCCAUCCUCAUCAAAUCAUGCCUCCAAGCUUUCGCCUUUGAGAAAGUGCAGGUUCUGCUCUCUGACAUGGCUGCUUCUGGAAUCAGACCCAAUGUUGUCACUUACAACACCCUUAUCGACUCCUAUGGCAAGGCCAAAAUGUUUAUGGAGAUGGAAGCAACGCUGGUACAGAUGUUGAGUGAGCAGAACUGUGCGCCAGAUGUAUGGACCAUGAAUUCCGCAAUGAGGGCCUUUGGCGGAAGUGGACAGAUUGAGAUGAUGGAGAAGUGCUACGACAAGUUCCAGAGUUCAGGCAUUGAGCCUAACAUCAAGACCUUCAACAUCCUUCUCGAUUCGUAUGGCAAAGCCGGAGAGUACCAGAAGAUGAGCGCGGUGAUGGAGUACAUGCAGAAGUACCACUACUCAUGGACCAUUGUGACGUACAAUGUGGUGAUUGAUGCAUUUGGCCGAGCUGGGGACUUAAAGCAGAUGGAGUAUAUGUUCAGGCUAAUGCAGACCGAGAAGAUCAAGCCCAGCUGCGUCACACUCUGUUCUCUCGUCCGAGCUUAUGGCCAGGCUGGGAGGCCUGAGAAGAUUGGUGGCGUGCUGAGGUUUAUCGAGAACUCGGACACUAUGCUCGACACGGUGUUCUUCAAUUGCUUGGUGGAUGUUUAUGGGAAGAUGGGGUGCUUUGCUGAGAUGAAAGAAGUGCUCGAGUUGAUGGAGGAGAAAGGUUGUAAGCCCGACGCGAUUACAUAUAGAACCAUGCUCAAGGCUUAUAAAGAUAGAGGAAUGAGCAGCCAUGUAAAGCAGGUGCUCGAGCUACUUAGAUCAGUUGAAGUUAGUCGAAUGCCCAGAAAGAAACCUGAUUUUUGAAAGCAGUAACUUUCAGCAAUGCACCGGUCAUUCACGUGGUUCUGAUGUAGAUCGGCUCUUUCACUUUCAUCCUUGCCGUGUAUAGUUUGCAUGUAUCUGCAGCUAUUUGUUAAAGAUAUCUCGCCUUAGAUUCCACAUCAUAGGAUAGAGUUGGAUAGUCAUAAAUAAGUUGAUGAAAGUGAAGAAAUUACUCGAUUGGCC